This is a messenger RNA of Aspergillus novofumigatus IBT 16806, 714 nucleotides long. Its product is annotated as terpene cyclase spyD. Bases 1 to 714 code for a protein of 237 amino acids. The record is from RefSeq and is a predicted model, not a curated record. Gene Ontology annotation, molecular function: lyase activity. NCBI's taxonomy places the organism in Eukaryota, Fungi, Ascomycota, Eurotiomycetes, Eurotiales, Aspergillaceae. The transcript is spliced from 2 exons.
AUGGACGCAUAUUCCUCAUUUCCGGCCGAAUUCGAGGCCGUCAGACCUAUCUACAACGCGCUGGUCGCCACCGCUGGAACGAUGUGGCUGAUCAACUACAUCGUCACAGUACGGCAGAUCUUCAGGGACAGGGUGCGCGCGAUACCGCUGGUCUCUCUCUGCUGUAAUAUCGCCUGGGAAAUCACGGUCGUCCUUAUCUACCGGCGCCCUUAUCUCCUUUUCGAGGUCUUUUCUGCCAUGUGGCUGUUGGUCAAUAUGGUCAUUGUGUACGGCUCGGUCAAGGUCUCCAUGGAAAAGCAGCUUUCCUCGCCGCUGAUGCACAAGCAUCUUCCUCUGAUCGUGCCCUUGGCAAUCUUGGGCUGCAUAUCGGGUUAUUUUGCGCUCGCAAAAACUUUUGGCACUCCCAAGACCAUCCACGGCGGAGGAACGUUUGCCUGCUUUGUUAUGGCCGCUGACUGUUUGUGUCAACUUUUGCAACGGGGAAGUACACAUGGGGCGUCGUGGGCAAUGUGGAUGUCCCGCGUUCUCGGUUCCUAUGCGGCAAUCACCGGUGAAUUCUUGAAGUCUGGGUUUUGGCCACAGCAGUGGGGUUGGUAUGACAAUGCACUGAUGAGGUGGUGUACGGGCAUGGCAGUGACCAUGGAUAUCAUGUAUGCCUGUAUCUUCUGGUAUAUUGGGCAGACUGAAAACGCAGCCAGAGGAAAGAAGGCAUGA